Molecule: messenger RNA, 1180 nt
Organism: Drosophila eugracilis
Lineage: Eukaryota; Metazoa; Arthropoda; Insecta; Diptera; Drosophilidae
Exons: 3
Coding region: 306-1112 (268 amino acids)
Source: RefSeq, a predicted model, not a curated record
AACUAUUUUGUGCUCCUUUCUAUUAGUUUCCGAUUUAAAAAGUCGCAGACGAGUGAAGUUCUAAGAAACGAAGUCGAAGUGUCGGGUGUACAUCUUUCCUCAAAAACAAAUUCCUAAUCUAAGGAGCCUUGCUUGCAGCUGUUUGGUUUUUGUCAUUCUAGUUCAGAAGUCUUGUCUACUAUUUUACGAUUUCAAAGUCGCAAACUUCUAAAAAAGGAAGAUCGUCAUCCUUACCAUACUCAUUGCAAAGUCAACCGAGUCGAAUCAAUAACUUUGUGCUACUGUCGGAAAUUGAAAAGGAAAUCAUGCCGGGAAACAUGAAUAAUGACGCCGAGAAUGAUCGCGACAAGCUGGGCUUGUCAAAGUCCUCGAAGUCUCCGGGCCGCAAUGAGGCAGAGGAGAUCGAGAAGAAGUUGAAGGAAAUCAAGGAGAAAAUGGCCAACAUAACCGAGAUUAUUGGCGGUCAUCAUGAUCUCGUGACUUUCGUUGAUACUGAAACAUUGACUAAGACCGUAAAGACGUUUGGAGGGUUUAUCGAGAAGAAAGGGAUUGUGAAGGAUGAUGAGAAGCCUUCGACUAGUGCUGCUGCUAACGCUUUUAAGACUAGCCCCCAGUUGACCAAGAACAAGAAACCCGAUGAGCAAAUUUUUGUCAGUCCUGUGGCCAAAAUGUUUGUCCUGCGCCCUGAUGGCACUCAUGAUAUAGUCACUGGCCACUCCCCGUUAGCCGAGCCUGAACAGGUGGGCAAUAUGCGUGAGAUAACCACUGAGGAUGGUAGUCUUAUCAUCUUGACCGGUGGUAACGGGGAAGUCGUUUACCAUCCCGAGGACACUGUGGCCAUUGAUAUAACCGAUUCGCGUGUCUUCAUCUUGGAUGCCAAGGAGAAUGGAGUAACCUUCGUUGAGAAACCCGACACCAAUGACAUUAUCGAGUAUUUGCCGGAGGAGGAAGACACUGAGACUAAGCCGGCUACUCCAGCUCCAGAGUCUGAGAACCAAGUUCAGGGCGAAGCUAAUUUGGAUCCUAUUGUUAUUGAUCCGACUGGCCAGGAGUCAAAAGAAGAGGAGAGCGUAGUCAAGGAAGAAGCUGUGGUGGCCAAUCCUGAGAAUUAAUUAAAUAUUUAUAAGAAAUGUAAAGGGGUUUUAGGGGAUCUCAAAUAAAACAAAAUAAUAGACCCCUA